CUUCAGCCCUGCAAUUCACAAAUCAUAUCAUCUUCCCAUAAGGACUACGAAGAGCUGGUCCCGAACUCGAUCUAGAAGCCCAUGAUGCACGAAUGCAGCAGCCACUUUGGGUUCGUUGCUCGAUGAGGUCGUGGUCGUCGCUUCAAGCUCUACAGACCACAACAACCAUGGCUCUGAGGGAUCAGAAGGCAGCGUUGCGACAGAGAAUCGGAGGCGAUCUAAAGAAACUUGACUCGAAUCAAAUAGAAAGACAAUCGGCCAUCAUCACAGAGCAAGUACUGCAAAUGCCAGCUUAUCAAAACGCGAAGGCAGUGGCCCUAUUUCUGUCAAUGCCUGGCAGGGAGGCUUCGACCCGAGAUAUUGUUCUACAUGCCCUCGACAGUGGAAAAUGUGUCUUUGUGCCUUAUCUUCAUGCAGGGGAAGCCCCAAAGUCAAAGGUAAUGGACAUGCUGCAACUACAUGACAAGGACGAUUUUCACUCGUUAAGCCCUGAUGCUUGGGGCAUUCCGUCGCUUUCCAAGGAUUCAGUCGAAACCAGGAGGAAUGCUCUUGGUGGGAUUGGGAUCUUGAACCACUCUUCGGGAGACCAACAAGACCCUCCUAGUCUGGAUCUAAUAUUCAUGCCGGCGGUGGCCUUCGAUCAGUCUCACCGUCGCCUUGGCCAUGGCAAAGGCUUCUAUGACCGCUAUCUCUCCAAAUACAAAGACACACUCAGCGGGAGCCAAAGUGGACGACCGAUGCCGCUCUUGGUAGGGAUUGCACUUCGCCAACAAGUACUGCCGCCAGGCGAGACGAUUCCCGCGGACGAGCAUGACUGGAUUGUCGAUCAAAUAGUAGUUGCUGAUGUCGAGUGAUGCGCCGACGGCAUCGUUCCUCUGGCACAGCUUAAUUUCCGUUCGAGUUGAUGCCUGAUAGGCCUGGCGCUUGGUGCUGAAUGAUUGCAAUAAGACCAACGCUUGUCUAUUCUAGUCCAGCGACUGGAUCAACGAGACAUUGUCGCCUUUCAAUAGGAUUUGUCCUGAAAGUCAUCAGCUGCUAUACACGCACCGAAGCCCAGGCUAGAUCGUACCAAGCUGCCUUCUCUUUUCUGGGGUAUCUCUUGUAGCUAGUUGUACCUCGACCGCAUCAUCAAUUA
Molecule: messenger RNA, 1135 nt
Organism: Cladophialophora immunda
Lineage: Eukaryota; Fungi; Ascomycota; Eurotiomycetes; Chaetothyriales; Herpotrichiellaceae
Product: 5-formyltetrahydrofolate cyclo-ligase
Exons: 3
Coding region: 93-854 (253 amino acids)
Biological process (GO): folic acid-containing compound biosynthetic process; tetrahydrofolate interconversion
Cellular component (GO): mitochondrion
Molecular function (GO): 5-formyltetrahydrofolate cyclo-ligase activity
Source: RefSeq, a predicted model, not a curated record